Molecule: messenger RNA, 1032 nt
Organism: Polypterus senegalus (gray bichir)
Lineage: Eukaryota; Metazoa; Chordata; Cladistia; Polypteriformes; Polypteridae
Product: putative nuclease HARBI1
Exons: 3
Coding region: 1-1032 (343 amino acids)
Source: RefSeq, a predicted model, not a curated record
AUGGCAGACCUUGUGCUUCUUGAAGAUUUGCAACAAGCACUUUUGCGCAGAGAUCGCAUUUUCAGGGACCGCACAGACUUACUCGCUGAAAGUGAUGAGUGGCUCAUUAGUCGUUUUCGUUUGCCAAGGCCAAUUUUGCUUGAUUUGUGUCAGCAGUUCUCGCAACUUUUGGAGAGGCCAACAAAGCGCACCAGUGCAGUCCCCGUGCACACUCAGGUUCUUUCUACUAUUGGCUUUUUAGCCACUGGCACAUUUCAAAGGGAAAUUGGUGACAGGUCUGGUAUUUCUCAACCCACCGUGAGCCGAAUUAUGCCACACGUUUUACAUGCAAUUAUAUCACUUACAUCACAGUACAUUACGUUUCCAAAUACCGCAGCGGAAAGGACACAAAUUAUGACCGAUUUCUAUAACAUCACAGGAUUUCCAAGUGUAAUAGGGGCAGUUGACUGCACACAUGUUGCCCUGAAAGCUCCUACUGUUGAUGAAUUUGCAUUUCAAAAUAGAAAAGGCUAUCACUCCAUUAACGUGCAGGUAAUCUGUGAUGCACACUUGAACCUGCUAAAUGUAGUUGCGAACAGCCCGGGAGGGACACACGAUUCCUUCAUUGUGCAGAACAGCAUCAUGGGACUUCGUUUUGAGCAAAGCGCUGCUGGAGAAGGCUGGCUUUUUGGGGAUCGAGGAUAUGCCCUUAAAUUCUGGCUGAUGACCCCAGUGGCAAACCCGGUAUCCCAAAAGGAGCUGAAUUACAACCGAGCACAUGAGCGCACAAGAAGUUCAGUAGAAUGUGCAAUAGGCUUGCUGAAGGCUCGAUGGCUGUGUCUGUCAGACAGAGGAGGCAUAUUGCAAUACAAACCCGACAAGGUGUGCUAUAUAGUUAAAGCAUGCAGUGUGCUGCAUAAUAUUGCCAUUAAAAACGGUAUACCACUGGAUGAGAUGCCGAUACAAGAAGAUCGCCAUAUGGCAGAAGGUUUUGACCCCAUGCCAAAUGCUGUGGCCAUGCAACUAAGAGCAGGGAUAAUCGAAUGGUUCUAA